AUGAGCUCUCAAGCCUCACAUAAACAUAUUUUUAUGCCCCAUAAGGAUGUGCAGACAACACCUGUCUGCAUAUUGUGCUUUUUGUUUCGCAACUUUUGUUGUCUGAUUUUAGGAGUGGAGAUAGUAGCAAGAAGACUGUACAAUAGCUUAUGUGUACCUCCCGAUGGUACCGAUCGUCGCCGCAUUUAUGUAAAGUUUACUAUUAUAGAGCAUACAAGUGCUAGCCGCUUACUUCCGAAUGCCACAUCCGAGAAACUUAAACCCUCAGACCGGAUGUGGCUAUUAUUUUGGCCGUUGAAAAACGGAAACUAUCCAAAGAGAAUAGUAAGGCGAAUAAGGAAAAUAAACAUUAGCGAGCAAAACAUUUAG
Molecule: messenger RNA, 369 nt
Organism: Priceomyces carsonii
Lineage: Eukaryota; Fungi; Ascomycota; Pichiomycetes; Serinales; Debaryomycetaceae
Exons: 1
Coding region: 1-369 (122 amino acids)
Source: RefSeq, a predicted model, not a curated record